AUGUCACCUCGAGUCGUGUGUGUUUCAAAAAUGCGUUGCGUUCUGUUCAACUUUUUUUUUGGUUGUUUACAAAGUUCAUUAAGAACGCUCGCUCUUCAAUUUUUUUUUUUUUUUGUUUUGUUUUGUUUUGUUUUUUUUUUUCCUUUCUCACGAAAUCACAACAAACCCACAACAAACCCAAUGUCAGGAAAAGGAAAAGUACACGGAGGUAAAGGUAAAUCCUCGGAAAUUGCCAAGUCAUCUACUUCACAUUCAGCUAGAGCAGGAUUGCAAUUCCCUGUGGGAAGAGUUAAGAGAUAUUUGAAAAGAAGUGCCCAGAAUAAGGUCCGUGUUGGAUCUAAAGCAGCCAUUUACUUGACUGCAGUUUUGGAAUAUUUGACUGCAGAAGUAUUGGAAUUGGCAGGUAACGCAGCAAAGGACUUGAAGGUCAAGAGAAUCACACCAAGACAUUUGCAAUUGGCUAUUAGAGGGGAUGAAGAAUUGGAUAACUUGAUUAAAGCUACCAUUGCCUACGGUGGUGUCUUGCCUCAUAUCAACAAAGCUUUGUUAUUAAAAGUUGAAAAGAAAAAGGGUCAAAAAUAA
Candida tropicalis MYA-3404 is the source of this 582-nucleotide messenger RNA. RefSeq names its product histone H2AZ (gene HTA3). The record is from RefSeq and is a predicted model, not a curated record. Gene Ontology annotation, molecular function: DNA binding; structural constituent of chromatin; protein heterodimerization activity. The transcript has a single exon. NCBI's taxonomy places the organism in Eukaryota, Fungi, Ascomycota, Pichiomycetes, Serinales, Debaryomycetaceae. The coding region runs from base 1 to 582 and encodes 193 amino acids. Gene Ontology annotation, cellular component: nucleosome.